Salvia hispanica is the source of this 963-nucleotide messenger RNA. Lineage: Eukaryota; Viridiplantae; Streptophyta; Magnoliopsida; Lamiales; Lamiaceae. The record is from RefSeq and is a predicted model, not a curated record.
UUCCGUAAUUUUAUACUGCAAUUCAUGAAUUAUAUAUACCGAGAGAGGCGGAGAAUUAAUCAAUCUUGACAAAGCGUUUUAAAAAAACCAAACGGCGUCGUAUCCAUCACAAACAAACACUCCUCCGCCGCCGCUUCUUCAGGGUUUCCAAUUUCUGAAUCCAAAUCCCUAAUUAACCAAUGUCGUCGUCGCCCGCCGGAUACAGCAGCCUCCCUCCGUACAUCGGCGCCGGCGACGAUUCCGGCGUGCUCCUCCGCAUCAAGUCUCGCACGGAGUCGGUCUUCCCCACGCGCCGCUCGUGGCGCGAGCUCCUGUCCCACCCGUCCUCCUACAACUUCCCCGACGGCCUCGCCGACCUCUCCGCCCGCCUGAGGCGCAACCUCAGCUACUUCCGCGUGAACUACGCGAUGAUCGCGCUCGUAAUCGUCUUCCUCAGCCUGCUCUACCACCCGAUCUCGAUGGUCGUGUUUCUAAUCGUCCUCGUGUUCUGGCUCGUGCUCUACUUCUCCCGCGACGAGCCGAUCGUGCUGCUCGGCCGCGCGGUGGACGACCGCGCCGUGCUGGCGGCGCUCGCGGCCGUGACGGUGCUGGCGCUGGUGCUGACGAGCGUGUGGCUGAACGUCGCGGUGUCAGUUGCGGUGGCGGCGGCGGUGGUGGCGGCGCACGCGGCGUUCAGGAUGACGGAGGAUUUGUUCCUGGAUGAGGAUGAGGUGGCGGAAGGCGGUUUGGCGUCGGUGGUUGGAACCAGGUUUUGAGGAAAUUAGGGCUUUUUUUGAAUUUGGGGGAAUUUUGUUGUUGUUGCAGAAAUUGGAGUGGCGAUGUGUUUUGAUUAGCCAUUUCUUUUUCCGAUGAAGAGGUUAAAUUUGUUGAAAGUUAAAAACCAAUUUUAGUUAAUUUAUUUUUUUUUUAUUUUGAAAUGGUCGAUUAUACGAAUGAAUAAUAAUUCUUUUAUUGUGAUGUGUA